AUGGAAGGCCUAAAGCUUAUCGCCCAGUCGACUUUCGACAGGCAUCAGAAGUUCCGGAGUGGCAACGAUGAUUCGCAGCGCUAUAACGUCAUAGAGAUCGGCGCCUUUGAAUCGCCAAAUGCACAACUCUCCACCUCAGGCACAGCAUCAAACCGACAGUCUAUCGGGAGCAUCCCCAAUGCACCCUCUGUUUCUGACGGCGGUACAGGCGACACCAAAUCACAGAAAGAUGCAUCUAAGGCAACAGGCACGGGUGCGAGCGACGCUGGUGGAAACUAUACCACUUUCAAUGAAUGGACGGUGCAUGAGGAAGACUUGGUCGCAUUUAUGAAGAUGAGGCCUGUUGAAUCAGUUGUAGUACGCACAAAACGAUCUGUUUCCCAGCUACAACAGGCAGACCCAAAGAAAGCGAAGGAGCCGAGCCAAGCAAUAGAGAGUGGAACGGCCAGCACCGUAGGUCACUCAAGGAGUGUCAGCCUGCAAAGCAACAAGACGGCGGCGACAUCGAUCACGACAGCAACGACAGGCACAUCACCUGGCAAAACGAGUGAUGAGGCUCCCAGGAAAGCGAAGCAGGAAGUGGAAGCCGCUGCAUCGCUAAAAAUAGUGUGCAUCCAGCGCGCGGCCCCUGAGGAGGUUGACGGUGCGGACACGAAUACCUUGGCCAUUUCGCGCGAGGCUUUCCUCCAUCUUUAUGUGGACACUAUGGACGCAGAUCACGGUGCACUCUAUUUCAUUGCUCGCGACUAUGAUGGCUUCCACGAGUACAACGACACGACCAAGGGCAUUGUGACGACCUUUAUUGGCACGGCAGAUUAUGCACUGGUGUGGACGUUCAAUCGCCGCAGUCUGGAGACCAGAGGAUUACUCAUUGACCGGAAACCCCCAGAGAAGGCAAAGGAUCCAGGACCGGCUCCGGAAGCCACAACUGCGAAGAAGAAGACAAGCAAAGGAAGUACGGGAGCAGUGAUUCCAAGUGAAGCCUGGGUGGGCUUCAGGAAUAUGCUGAAGAUGUACCGCGGCUACAUAUUUGCACCACCUCUGCUGAGCUUUGUCUCAUGCCUACACAUGCUCCACUCAUUUGAUGACCAGCUCAGCGCAAGCGAUCUGCCACACGUAAAGGAUAUUGAGAGAAAAGUUGGCAACGGGACGACCGAGAUAACCAAGACUGGAGACGGUGGGAAGACUACCCGAUCUAAAAGCCAACCUCUUUCACGACAGUCGUCCAAUUACGCGACAAAACUAUCAACAGAGCCGAGUUUUGUCGACUUUUCACCGGGCACGCCGACGCAGAAGCCCUUCAGCAUCGACAAGCUGAUAUCCUGGUCGCAAGCAUCUGGCGAGAUCGCGGACAGCGCGGCCCGCAAGCUACGACAGAUCAAGAUGGGGAAGGAAAUAUUAGAGAUGAUAUCGAGGGAGCACGAGACACUGGUGGCAGACGUUGUUGCACCUUCCUUCCUCGACCGGUAUCACAGGGCGAUGCAGGGCAUGAUCGAGGCAAUACCCGCGGUCGAGAGGCACAUGGCCUCGCUGGAGGAGACACUGGUAGACUUGAAGGCACGGACGGAGAGGCUGAACGGGUUGAUAUCUGCGCUGUUCUCGCGCGAGCAGGCCAAUACUGAUGGUAAUCCAAUGGCAUCCUCUUUGGAUUUGGCGUUGACGAGCGAGGACCCCGGGACCUCGAGUGUGAACCGCAUGGCUAUGAUGAGCACGACUUUGAUGCCGAUUACACUCUUUUCUGCGGUGAUAGCUAUCGCCUUGAUAAGAUGGUCUGUGGUUCUGCCGUGCAUGAUUUUCUUUUUCUUGGGUUGGUCAACGGUCACACAACGUGAGUGGGUGAAUGAAGCCUCGGGGCGAUCCUACCACGACGAUGAACACUCGCUGAGGCCUGGAAUUAUAAGCCAGGUGCCGGAAAAGGUGCUGCAGGGCUGA
Messenger RNA from Diaporthe amygdali, 1932 nucleotides. RefSeq lists its product as uncharacterized. The transcript is spliced from 2 exons. Bases 1 to 1932 code for a protein of 643 amino acids. NCBI's taxonomy places the organism in Eukaryota, Fungi, Ascomycota, Sordariomycetes, Diaporthales, Diaporthaceae. The record is from RefSeq and is a predicted model, not a curated record.